This is a messenger RNA of Daldinia caldariorum, 1316 nucleotides long. RefSeq lists its product as uncharacterized. The transcript has a single exon. NCBI's taxonomy places the organism in Eukaryota, Fungi, Ascomycota, Sordariomycetes, Xylariales, Hypoxylaceae. The record is from RefSeq and is a predicted model, not a curated record. The coding region runs from base 118 to 858 and encodes 246 amino acids.
UCGCUAAUUGGAACUAUCUCUUGCAAAAACCACCUCCUAUUUAAGAUCUAUACUUUAACCUCACACAAGAAAACUGGGAGAUACAAAAAAAGAGAGAGAGAAGAAGAAACAAACACAAUGGCCAACCUCCCCUCCCAAUACCCUCAUCUCUCCCUCCAUCUUACCGACCGCGCCCUCACUCCCCUCAUCACCUCCUCCCAAUCUCCCUCUUUCUCCUCUCCCUCUCCCUCUCCCUCUCCUUCCUCCUCUUCCUCUUCCUCUCCUCCCCCUCCAUCCCAUCUCGAAGCCCUCACAGCGCUCUCCCACGCCGCCCUCAGCGCCCACGAAUCCGCCUCGCGCCUGGGCCUCGGCGUCCCCCUGCGCGUCGUGGUCGAGCACGCCGACUCCGGCCCCGUCCUGCUGCAAUCCUUCCUGCGCGCAGAUACCACCACCGGCAGCCCGCUCUCCACCACGUCUACUACCACUUUCACCAACACCGCCACCGCCACCAGUACCGCUGCCGAGACCGAUCUCGAACACCAAAAUCAACAUCAGCAUCCAAACGGCGACGACCCAGAUGCCACCCCCGACAACAGCAGCGCGCUCGAGCACCGCCUCCAACAACUGCAACUCUCCCCCUCCGACGCCAUCGACGCCUCCCCCGAAUCCGCGCUCGAAGACGGCGCCGCCGGCGCUAACGCUCCGCCCAUGCUGAUCAGCGUCGUCGUCGCCCCCUCCGCGGACGAAGCACGCGACGCCCGCCGCGCGGCCGCCAGGCUCGAGCGCGUGGGUCGCGCGAUACAGACGCAGUGGGCCGAGAUUCAGGACGAUGGAGGGGCCGGGGCCGGGGCUGGAGCUGGGGCUGGGGCUGGGGAGUGAGGGGAUUGAGGAGUGAAGGACAUUGCAAUAGAAUAAAGAACCAAGCGACCUAAAUCACAAGCCAGACAUAGACGAAGAAGAAGAAGAAGGGAGGAGAAAAGAGAGACAAAGAGAUAUGCGCCGACCAAUCAGCUUACAUAGCUUGGACGAGCCCAAACGAGAGAGAGAGAGAGGCAGAAGGAAAAGGACAGCCUCCCGUUACGUUGCGGCUUGCUACAAAUCGCCGCCAGCUUAGAGCAGGUCGAAGGAAACGCCUUUUGGGAUGGCCACCUAUAGGCUGUUAGACUGCUUACUGGGAGAUUUGCAUGAGCCAUCUAGUUUGCACAUGACUUCACUCUGGGCUGCAAGGUUGUUAUUUUAAAACCAAUCCAGGAGGAGAUAUGCCUCAUAGCCCAUUUUCAGUGGGCAUAUUGUUAAAUAGGUAUGUACCUAGGUACUCAGAUAUCAGAAGAGCAAUG